UACUGUUAGGAGGAGGAGGGUAGGACUUUAGGAGAAGUGGACUUUAGGAGAACAACUGCUGGGAAAUUGGGCUGUUGGGCUUGGCGCACUGCCUCACCAUCCCAGCUCAAGAACCCAUGAGGAAAAGGUGACCUGCCUAAGGGAGCGGCCGGAGACGUGCAGGGAGCUGACCGCACGCGGAACACCGCGCUGGACGCGCGCCUCCGCGCGGAGGAGAGACAAUGGGUUUUGCCACAAGAAGAUGGUUCUACCUACCACUGGGCUGCAUGAUGUUGAUCAAUCUGAUGAAUGCUGAUUUUGAAUUUCAAAAGGGGGUGCUUGCCAGCAUCAGCCCAGGCAUCAUGAAAGAUAUUGAUUUCCAGUGCUGGAAUGCUUGCUCUUUGACGUUGAUAGAUCUCAAGGAACUCAAGAUACAGCACAAUGUGGAUGCUUUCUGGAAUUUCAUGUUGUUCUUGCAAAAAUCCCAACGGCCUAGACAUUAUAAUGUCUUCUUAAGCAUAGCUCAGGAUUUCUGGGACAUGUAUGUAGACUGCUUGCUUUCACGAUCUCAUGGAAUGGGCAGAAGACAGGUGAUGCCUCCCAAGUAUAAUUUUCCACAGAAGGUAACAGGAGGUAAUUUAAAUGUGUAUUUAAGAGAACAACAGGUUUAGUAUUUUAAAAAAUUAAGUAUUUAAUCCUUAUUUGCCAACAAGCUAACAAAUUUGCCCAAUUUUUUCUAACAAGAUUGACUUUGAUUUUCAUUUUUACUGAUUAUGUAUUAUU
Messenger RNA from Neogale vison (American mink), 762 nucleotides. It is a transcript of the gene FAM237B, whose product is annotated as family with sequence similarity 237 member B. Lineage: Eukaryota; Metazoa; Chordata; Mammalia; Carnivora; Mustelidae. The record is from RefSeq and is a predicted model, not a curated record. The transcript has 3 exons. Bases 222 to 650 code for a protein of 142 amino acids.